CUUUUGAGGCUAAGUUAAGGCCAAGAUAACACUUCCCCAGCUCCCAUUCGAACUCCCCAAGAUAAGAGAGAAGAAGAGAGCCACACAACCUAAAAGAGCAAGGAGAAAGCAAACUGCCCGCAGGUUUUUCCUCCAGUGAAAGGGUUACUUGUUUGCUUCAUAUCUCGAGUUAUACACAUCCAAAUAAGGCGUGCGAGAUACCAACAGAAAGCUCUCAAGACGAGGAAUCCGUGAAGGUCUGAUUUGCAUCAAUCGGAGUAGUGGAAGGCUUCCAAAUUGACCGAGCAAAACACGACCUCGCAGGAAACGUUUUUGUAUUCAAAGUUAGGGAACGAAUUCGUCGGGAAACACCCGUUCUAGGGACUGUUUUGCGUUUUCGGUUGGGAGUUGAACUAGCACUUUGAGGGGGGCUGUUUAACACUCAAUUUCAAGCAAGGAAUCAGUUCUCAAACCUUCUUGGCCGAGGCUUUGGUCAUUGGAUCGAGAAGGAAGGUUUUAAAGCUCAUUUGAGGUUGAGGCUAGAGCUUGCAUCCUGUGCUCGUUGAUCGGGCGAUUCCUCGGAGAGAAGACUUGAAAUGGACCGUGGUGGCAGGAUUACUAGGAGAAACCCGACCGGCCAUGUACCAGUGGAGACUGGACAGGGCAGUCGAAGGACCUCUAGGGCAUCUAGAGGAGCUGGCCGUGGAGGCCGAUCACAGACCGUGAGUGACGGUCAUGUCGACACGGAGAGUGAAACCUACUGGUCCUAUGAGGACUCGACCUAUCAACCGGAAACUGAACCGGUUGAGACCCCUUAUGAAGGGGAUGAUGAUGAUGUAAGUGAUGAGGAGGAAAAUGGCUCCUUAGCACGGAUUGAAGCACUGCUUCAACAGUACCACCGUGAGCGUGAGGAGAGGAGGGAACGCCGAAGGCGCCGGGCUGGGCAGCCUUCGGGCGGGGCUUCAAGAGGGAGAAGCCAUGGCGACUCUAGGGCCCACAUUGAACCACAUGGGGGUCGGGGUGAUGGGGGUCCAAUCAUAAGGAUCUCCAAAUACAUCAAAGAGGCACGAGACUUGGGGUGCAAACCGUUCGAUGGGACGGGUGACAUCUCCGUUUCGGCACAAUGGAUUAAACGGCUGAAUGAGGCAGCCCUGGACAUGCAACUCACCCCCGAAUAUAAACUAAGGGUUGCGGUGAGAUUGCUUGAAGGUAUGGCAUCCAAGUGGUGGGAUGGGACCAAAGGCAAAUAUGGCGAGACCGUCACUUGGGAGAAUUUCCGACAAGAAUUCUUUGCCCAAUAUUACUCGGAUUUUGAGGUGAACAAGAAAGUGAGGGAAUACACCCUUCUAACCCAAGGGGGUAACAUGACGGUGAGGGAACUUGAGUACAAGUUCAGGGAUCUUGCCGAUUACAUACCUGAGUAUGCUUGUGACGAGAACCGGAUGGUGAACCACUUCUGGGAUGCUCUAGACUUGGAGAUACGUGACAGGGCAACACAAUUGCCUAACAUGACGUUUGCCCAAGUGGUUGACCAAGGGUUGAAAGGAGAGAAGCAAUGGGAAGAAAGGAAGAAGAGAGACGCCGAGGAGGCGAAAAAGAGAAAAUGGGAGAGUCAUGGCUCCCAAGGUUCCAACAAAAGGGGGAACCACGGAGGAGGAUCUUUCCGGGCACCACCGCCACCAUCAAGGGGGAACCAAGGCCCAAGUGGGCAAGGCUCGAGGUCACAGACCUCAGUGGUAACUCGUUGCAACAAUUGCAAGAGGAACCAUUCCGGUAAAUGUCGCGACCCCCCUAGAUGUUUCCAAUGUGGGGAUGCCGGGCAUUUGAAGGCACAUUGCCCACAACUGGGCGGGGCAAGGACAUCGGGACCAAGUAGUGGCCCGACGGGUACACGGAAUCAGACCGGGGCUUCUCAAGCAAGCAGGGGGCAAGGGGGAGCAAGUGCGAGCAACGCGCCAUCCGUGAACCAAGGGAGGACCCAGGCUAGGGUCUAUGCGAUGACGGAGGCGGAUGCUCAAGCUAACCCGGACUCCGUCGCAGGUUGAGGCUAGAGCUUGCAUCCUGUGCUCGUUGAUCGGGCGAUUCCUCGGAGAGAAGACUUGGUUCGUGCUUCCUCCGUUCUAUUUGAAACAUUAUUAAAUUUGCUCAUGGAUAUUUUACUAUAGAGCCUGCGUGCUCAUGAAUAGCCCUGUGUGGCUCUUUUGUUUUAAAUAAUGUUUUCCGCUGCGUUAUGAAUUACUUAUUAUGUUUGUUUAUGGAUGUUAUAUGUGUGAAUGAUAUUCAUGACGCCUUGUAUAAUAUGAAUGUGUUGGACUGCGGUUGACUAUUCGUAUUGUACGGCGGGUUGUUGACGUGUCCGGGUAGGUCCGGGGCGUGACAUAUUGCCCUUUCAGUUCAUAAGUGAGAACUGAAAUGGCAGCAGACGCCCUCUAUCCUGUAUGAAUGAUAAUAAGCAUUCUGAGCCAUCUCAUUAUCUUGUAUAGUCAUUUGGGAGCUUCUGAUUUUGUAAAAAGACUUAAUCUGUUUCUUCUAAGUAUUAUUUUCAUAGUAUACUCCAAUUCUUUGUGAAUUUGAU
Cuscuta epithymum is the source of this 2554-nucleotide messenger RNA. Lineage: Eukaryota; Viridiplantae; Streptophyta; Magnoliopsida; Solanales; Convolvulaceae. The record is from the annotation of a GenBank genome assembly.